This is a messenger RNA of Ceratitis capitata (Mediterranean fruit fly), 3630 nucleotides long. Its product is annotated as spondin-1. Gene Ontology annotation, biological process: cell adhesion. Gene Ontology annotation, molecular function: serine-type endopeptidase inhibitor activity. The transcript has 8 exons. Lineage: Eukaryota; Metazoa; Arthropoda; Insecta; Diptera; Tephritidae. Bases 378 to 3110 code for a protein of 910 amino acids. The record is from RefSeq and is a predicted model, not a curated record. Gene Ontology annotation, cellular component: extracellular matrix.
CGAGCUGGGUGCUCCAGCACUACUACGCGUACAUAACGGCGCAUGUAAGCCUGCUGCAUCAGUCAAGUGAUAGUGCAAUAGCACCUUAGUUGCGGUUCAACUGGCGUACGGACGUGUAGAGUAACGCGGAAAACUUUGUGGAAAGCGUGAAUUAAAACAAAAUAGCGGAAGUGUGCAGUCGGAAAGUGUUAUAUACUACUACACAUACAUAUAUACAUAUAUAAACAAUACUUGUAGUACAGAACAUAAACCACAUUGCCAAAUCAGCAUUCCACAAACAACACAGCAUAAAAAAACUUGAUAAUCCACGAGCCCAAACUCAAUCCGCCCCAUUGCACCCGCACCGGACACUGUGCUGUGGCUUGGAGUAGAGCAAAAUGAGCUGGUUGGCUUUGAUCAUUUCUAUUUCGGCGACAAUUAAUAUUGCGCUCGCCUGCAGUCGCAUACCGCCCGGUACAACGUCACCGAAGUCGCCAGUGGACGAGAGUUUUAUGGUGUCAUUAGCCGGAAAUCCGCAAACUUACAUACCGGGCCAGAAAUACAAUGUAUCGCUUGCCGCCUACAAUGAUCUGUCUUUCAUCAGUUUCAUAUUAGCAUUGGAGAGCGCAAAUGCCAGUGACAGUCAGGCGGACUUUGGUACGGUUGGUUAUUUCGAGAUAACCGAUUUGACAGAGACACGUUUCAGUCCGCGUUGUCCGAAUUUGGUGGAGAACACGAAUACUAAUGUGAAGACACGUAUAGAGGUGACUUGGGUUGCACCUGCCACUACGGGAAACGGUUGUGUGCUCAUCAAGGCCACGGUGACGCAACAUCGUGAUGUGUGGUUUAUGGAUGAUGGUUUCCUGACGAAACGCAUUUGUGAAGAGGAAGUCGAUGACGUAGACACGCAGCCAAGUAUUGUAGAUCCCUGCUGUGCUUGUGAUGAGGCGAAGUAUGAGCUCACUUUCGAGGGGAAGUGGUCUCGACAUACGCAUCCAAAGGAUUUCCCUGCAAAUAGUUGGCGUACCAGAUUUAGCGACAUCAUUGGUGCUUCACAUACCAUUGAUUAUCGCUUCUGGAGCUAUGGUGAGUUGGCGAGUGAAGGACUGCGUGAAGUAGCCGAGCAUGGUUCGACGAGAACCUUAGAAAGUGAGCUGAAAGAUCAGAGUGAUCAGAUAAGAACAAUAAUCAAAGCACGUGGUAUUGCCUACCCCAAUGUGACUGGCAAAACCUUCGCUGUAUUCCGCGUAGACUCAAAGCAUCAUCUAAUUUCGCUGGUGUCCAUGAUUGAUCCCUCACCGGAUUGGAUUAUUGGCAUUUCCGGGCUGGAGCUUUGUCUUCCCAACUGCACAUGGGUUGAGAGUAAAGUACACAAUCUUUAUCCCUGGGAUGCGGGCACGGAUAGUGGGCCCUCUUAUAUGUCCGCUGAUCAGCCACAAGUGCCGCCAGAUGUUAUUAGACGCAUAAAAUCAAAUUUUCCCAAUGAUCCACGUUCGCCAUUUUACGAUCCCAGUGGCGCGCCCAUGAAACCACUCGCCACUUUGCAUAUAAAUCGUCGGCGGUUGUAUGAGAAGACGUGCGUAAAGCCAGAAGAAGAUGAGUCCGAAGAGUGUGCUACCUAUCCAUGGAGUCGCUGGAGCGAGUGCAAUGCCAAAUGCGGACCCGGCACGCAGCAACGUAGUCGCGAGUACAAGCAACCCGGUGUGGCGCGACGUUCCAAGUGCCGCAGUGCCUUGCGUGAAGAACAGCCAUGCAACGGCCGCAGAUGUGGUGGUGGUGGCAAUGCAAAUGAAGACAACAUGGAGGAAGGCGAAAGCCCAAGUGACAUACAAACUGGUCCAUAUGAAAAUCCAGAGUGCGCAAUCUCUGACUGGAGCGAGUGGUCUUCAUGUUCGGCAACAUGUGGAGCCGGUGUAAUCGUACGUACGCGUCAUUACCUCAAUCCCAGAGCGAAAAAGAAGUGUCAGAAAGUAAGCAGAGUACGUUUACAGGAGACGCAACCCUGUGAGGGCCCGGAGUGUGGUGGCGAUCUAGCUAACGGCGGUGGUGAGGGUGAAGCUGGCGCUGACGACAAUGAAGCACCUGGCGAAGAGGACAACGCUGUAGGCAAUGAAUUGGAUGAUGGUACAAGUUCAUUCUAUGGCGACAACAAUAAUGGUUUCCGUAAAUUCAAGAGUUACAGCCAAAAACGCGAAGACUAUAUACCGCCUGAAUGUGGCGUCUCGCCAUGGUCCGACUUUUCGCCAUGCAUAGGACCAUGCGGCGCCAACGGUUAUCGACAGAGACAACGUAAGCUCUGGAACAACGACGAAGUUUAUGGCGUGGUAAAUCCCAAAUCGAAUGGUAGCGAUCCCUGUCGUCAUGUUAAACGUGAGGAGAUCGUAAAUUGCACAAAUCCAGCUUGCGAUACGAUUGUACCGCACUUUUGCUACGCCAGUCUCAAGCCGAGCCCGUGUCGCGAUGGCGAUGUAACGAAUUAUUGGUACUACGAUUUUCCCACCGAUCAAUGCGCCAUCUUUUGGGCAGACAAGUGUGAUAAGAACCUUAACAAAUUUCCCUCGAAAGAGGAGUGCGAGGAAACUUGUCGCCGGCCACGCCAAAAAUUGGAUUUACAAAGUGAAAGUCUACGUUUGGAACGACAACCGGUCGAUUGCAUUGUAUCCGAUUGGGAUUUACAUCCGUGCAAUGUCACCUGCGGCGAUGGUAUGCUAAUAAAGACACGGCGUGUGCUUCGACGCGCCAAAUACGGCGGUAAGCCGUGUCCCUUACAUUUGGUGCGGCUGGAGAAGUGUUAUCAAAGCUGUGACGAUGUAUACACCAUCAGUGGUGGUACGAAUAGUGUGAGCUAUGGCGGUGGCACUGGUGAUGGAAGUGACUUUGAUAUCAUCAAUCGUCAUCAUGGAAGUUUCGUCAGGGCAAGACAGGUGCCGAAGAAGGACGACUGUCGCUACUCAGAGUGGUCGGUGUGGACGCCCUGUACUGCUAGUUGUGGCGACAAUUCAAUGCGUCAAAAGACAAGAACUCUGCUCAACACUGAGCUCAGCUACAAGUGCAAGGAUCGCGUGCGUGUGGAGAAAUGUACUGUAAUGCCGUGUCUUUUAGAGAACAACGAUCAGGAUAGUCAGUGGUGAUGAUGACUAGCCACAGUUUUGUUUUUUUUUUUUUAAUCGCAUGACAUUUUUCUAACACAUACAUAUGUAUGUAUGUAAUUUCAAAGUAGUGCAUUUACCCAAAAAUGGGUUUAAACUUAUAUGUAACCAUUAGUUAGGCUAUAUAAUAUAUAAUCAUUUUUGGCUAAGCUAUUUCUUUGUAUUAAAACUAUUUGGUAUGUAAAUUUAUAUAACAAAAUACUCAAUUCACAUAGAAAACCACACAAAUUAAAUAACUAUCUCACCCGUUAAUCGGUUACUUUGAAACUAGACUUGUUAUUUCACUAAAUCCUUCAAAUUUUGUUUCCGACUUGAACUUGGCUGCGGAUUUCUAUUUGACAGUAUUGAGGAAAGCAGUCGCACUAUGUACUUUGUUGUUUCUCUUGGAGAACGCUUAUGCUCUCGGCGGCUUGUAAGACUUAGUGUACACAGGGCGGCCUUUGUACCACAAACUCUUAUGCUGCAACUACCCAACUAACGUACCAGCUGUCCAUAGCAACCU